Rotaria sp. Silwood2 is the source of this 625-nucleotide messenger RNA. The record is from the annotation of a GenBank genome assembly. Lineage: Eukaryota; Metazoa; Rotifera; Eurotatoria; Philodinida; Philodinidae.
AUGACUGCGUAUUUGCAACACAAUAAAAUUGGUUUACGCGAUCUAACUGUCGCAGUAACCGUGCCUGACAAUGAUAUAGCUCGGCUCAUGUACUAUUUUGAGUCCGUCUGUUAUACAAUUGAAUACGAUGAUAGUGAUGUUCAACGUUAUCGUAACUAUGCAUAUUGGUCAUCAUUGUCGCACGAGGAAGUUCGUGUAUUGUUCGCUCUGUGUUCGACUCUUAGCCCUGAUGUGUUCAAUAACAAAAUAUUCUUUCAAUCGGAUGCCUUGUGUGAAAACUUUGGUAAUCACUUUUAUGAAAUUAGUCAAAUUCGACAUCAAUUGUUGGUCGUUGAGUCGAUUUUUGUCGCAGGUCGGACACGUCAAGUCAAUAGAAUCAUGGCCUAUAAAGCGAAUUGGAUGGAACAAAAUUACUAUGGCCCAAUGCGACGGCUUCGCCAACGUUUAAGUUCUACACCAUCACGAAAGUCGUCCAGUUGCGUUAUUUCAUGAUAGAUAAGACAUUGUUUUUUUAUGUUGAAUAAAUCAAAUCAGAAACCAAUAAGGCUUCAGCCCCCCCCCCCCCACUCAAAAAUCGAUUUCGGCUCCGGUACAUGCAAAUCGCAUGAAAUUUUCAGGAUAUGUU